Nematocida major is the source of this 321-nucleotide messenger RNA. RefSeq lists its product as uncharacterized. Bases 1 to 321 code for a protein of 106 amino acids. Lineage: Eukaryota; Fungi; Microsporidia. The record is from RefSeq and is a predicted model, not a curated record. The transcript has a single exon.
AUGAACACUGUUACAAGCACACAGACAAUAGUAGAACAAGAAGUAAGCAAUCAGAAUGGAAGCCAUGAAAACGUUUCCGAGCAGACUGCGCCCACCAGAAACGAAACAGGAACUUUACUCAGUUCAACGGUUAUGGACAUGGAAGAAGGCCGCCUUAGUAGAGAAGAAGCUGCCGAAGCCAGAAGACGCAUCGGGAGGACCUAUAAGCGGCGAAUACGGUGUUUUAACCUCGGGAUGUGGCUAAUCAUGUCGGCUGGCUUUUUCGUUUUAAUGAUGGCAGUGCAUAAAAGUUAUAAUGCUAAGCUGCAAUCCGGGAAGUAA